Messenger RNA from Haliotis rufescens (red abalone), 3339 nucleotides. RefSeq names its product neudesin-like. The coding region runs from base 70 to 573 and encodes 167 amino acids. The transcript has 4 exons. NCBI's taxonomy places the organism in Eukaryota, Metazoa, Mollusca, Gastropoda, Lepetellida, Haliotidae. The record is from RefSeq and is a predicted model, not a curated record. Gene Ontology annotation, cellular component: membrane; endomembrane system.
AUAACUGAGUUACCGAGAGUAACGAAGGUGUCACGCGCUGGGAAGGAGCUUGGCUGACUGCGUGUCAAAAUGGAGUCUUCCUAUCGUUUCAGGACUUUAUCAGCAAUGGCUUCUUUUUUGUUUGUUGUAUUUCUUUUGCAGUCUUCACUUUUGGUCCUAGGUUACAAGCUCAAAGAUGUUGAAGUUAUGUUAGAAAUAAAUGGAAAGCCUGCUGAAAUAUUUUCUGCAAGAAAAAUAGCUCAAUACGACGGAUCAAACUCUGCCAGGCCACUCUACAUGGGUGUGAAGGGAGUGGUGUUUGAUGUCUCCAAAGGAAAAGACUUCUAUGGGAAAGGGUCUGCCUAUAAUUCCCUGAUUGGCAUGGACUGCAGCAAGGCGGUGGCCAAGAUGUCAUUGGAGGAAGAGGACCUCACUCAUGAUAUCUCGGACCUGUCUGAUGACCACCUCAAAGCCCUGGACGACGUGUUUGAUGGCACCUACAUGGCCAAGUACCCUGUUGUUGGCUAUAUGGACUUCCUCAAGGAACAGUUCCCAGAAAAAUUUGUCCAAGCAGCACCCAAAGAGGAUCUGUAACAUGUGUGUCAGACUGUACUGUCAUCAGAGCAGUAUCUAUAAAGACAACAACUUAAGAAGGGCUCAGAUCAAAGUAUGCAAUAUUAAACUAAUCACCUAAGUGAUAUAAAAAACAAUGAAUUAAUGCUCUGUACUUGCUGUAUGUACAACUGAACAAAACCAUAACUGUUGUACAUGAUCAAUUGUUAUCGAUGACUACCAACUGACCAAUGUCAAAUAUGUUUGCUUUCAAUCAUUGCAUUAUUACUUGUGGGCAACAGAAUGCCUUCAGAGAGAUCAACUUGUCUACUGUUGUGUUUAAGCCACAGUUUUAUCAGUUAAGCUUAUAUUGAAAUACUGUAUAUGUCCGCAGAUAAACCGAUUUUUGAGGACCAGAAAAAAGAUUCUGUAGAAAGGGGUCGGCUUAUCCACGGGAUACACUUUCAUGAUAGUAUAUUUCAGAUCGUGAUCAUGGUAUUGAAAGUGAAAAUAGCCCCUUAUCAUGUUUAAAACACUUUUUAUUUCAUAUGUAUUUUCCCUCUUAAGAAUACUACUUUGCAGAUGUCACUUAUGAAAACAUUUUUUUAAAUGUUCUUUCUAUUUCAAGCACCAAGUAUCUGAAUAUCUUAGCUUUAAAAAUCAUACUGAUUGUAGAGUCUAGUCAGGUUUAGCUAAGCUGUGUAGGAAAAGAAGUAUGCAUGGAUGCUAGUAUUUGAUCAUUACAGAUACUUGCUUAAGUUUUGUAAAAAGAAUUAUAUAUUCUAAUUAUGCACAAAUAUGUAGAUGCUUUAUAUCCAUACAAUCAAAAAAUAUUAUCACAAGCUGUUAUCUUAAUUGUAGCACGACCUGACAAUGUUGAGUUUUGUUAGCUAUUUUGACUGUGGUCAUGAAAAUGUUAAUAUAUUUUCUGCUAUUUAUAUCUAAGUGAAGAUGAUAGUUUUUGUUGAAAAAUGUUAUUUGUUAUACUUUUGGUUGUGAUGUGCCUCAUUUUGUAGAAUUUUCUUUUACCUUCACAUAUUUACUAGAUGUUGGACAUUAACAAACUGUCCAGGGUUAUAUAUAUAUGAAUAAUAUUAAUAUUGCAAUCACUGACGGGUUAUUAUACAUUGAGAGUAUAUGGAAGAACAUAGUAUAUGUUAGAGAAUGAGAAAAAACACAUUCAUUCAUAAGGCAAGACGCUUUUUAAUUGGUUUAUGCAUGUCAACCAUGAAAAAAUGGAAUGUGGAUAAAAAUUAUGAAAAGUACAGAUAGUUCUGCAUACAAAAGGUUAAAGGGCAAGCAAAGUGAAAAAAAAUGAUUGCAAUUUUGUUGCAAAUAUCAAAUUCCCAGACACAUUUAGCUGAUUUCCAAAUAGAGAAAAUAUCAUUAUAUUCAUAGAAAGUUCAAGUGAAACUGAUGACAUCACACACUCUGUAAUUGGCUUCCAAAACAAACCUAUUUGGGGUCGUGGCCUAGCUGUGACAACUGUUUUCAUUGGCUAAUAUGCUUGCCACUUGUGAUUCUUAUGAUUAAUCUCCAGAGUAAACAACUUCAGCGUUGUUACUAAGGUGACAUAAGUUGUGGACACAGUAAUCAAAUGGAUGGGUAGACAAAAAAAGUGCCUCAUGUAUUAAAAAAGCCAGGGCAGAAGCAGGCAGACUGGGCACCAGGAUUGUUCAAAUUGUGCAGCUCAUCAAAAACCCUUUUUAACCCCAGUUAGGGGAAUCCCCUCAAUGACCUAAUUUUUUGUGGUUUUUUUUAUCAUCUGUUUUACAUCAUCUUAUUUCCAUUUAUGCCCUAAAGUAUUAAAAUCUGCAAUGUUGCUAUAUUGACUUUACUUGCCCUUUAGCAGCAAGACUCACGGCACACAGGAAAAUGACAUCCCAAAACCUAUCAACCAAAAUUGUUUCUAAAAUAACCAAGGAUGAAUAAAGUUUAGCCUAAAUAUGCUCUGUACAAAUCAGUUUUAUAGAAGUGUUUUCACUAGAGCGAUCAUGUGUAUUUUUAUUGCACAAACAUUUUUUCAUAUUUACAAGGCCUUAUGAGAUCAAGCUAAGCUGUGAUAUUGUUAGUACAGCAAAUGGCAUGAUUAGCACUCAGUUUCUAGAAUUCUGGGAAUAAUUUUAUGACAUUAGGAACAUUGUAUCCCAAGGUACCUAAUUUACAUGUUGCCUCAAAACUGAGGUAUUUGUUCUCAACCCCUACCCUGGUAUAAUGUAGAGAUUCCAGGUCAGAUAAGGUCACCAGUACCUGUUUGUCGUAACAGUAGUGAUUUAUGACAGUUUGUUUACAACUACUUUUGGUAGCCUCGGCAUGCUCAACAUGCUCAAGAUGUAGGAUUUGCAGUGAAGAGUAGUCAUUUUUUUUAUUCAUGAUAAAUAAAGUGAGGGUUUUACUAUCUAGACAACAGAUAGUUUGAAAUAUUUAGUCAUAAACAUUACAUUAUUUGUCUCAUACUAUCUUUUCAUAUAAUGAUUCAAAUAAUUGUUAUUAAAUAUAUUAUGUUGGUACUGUUACAUUGUUAAGAAAAAUCAACAUUAAUGGUUUCAAGCUACAUGUUACGGAGACCAUUUGUUUUUUUGGGUUUUUUUUCUUGAAUUUCAAGAUAUUAAGUUGAAAUUUCAAGAUAUAUACAAAGUUGAAAUUUCAAGAUAAUGAUUUUAAAAUUUCAAGACAAGUUAAUUUUGCCUUGAAAUUUCAACUUAGUAUCUUGAAAUCUCGACAUAGCAUCUUGAAACUUCAACUUACUAUCCUGAAAUUUCAAGAUGCUACGUUUUAAAUUUUAAGAUACAUACUAAGUUGAAAUUU